AUGGAGAUGCAAUUGGCGGAGCUGAUAAAACGAUUCGCUCCCUCCAGUCCCCCUCAAUUCAGCCCCAUUCAGCAACAGCUCAACGCCCUCUAUUGUGAGUUGAUUUAAACGGCCUCUUCAGUUAUUAAAGACCCCGUUAUAACGCGUUAAAGUGGGUGGAAACACGAGAUAUCGUGAUUAAGAGAUUUCGACGGAGCUUUCGACAAGUUUGUUGAGGUUUGAUUUGGUCUUGAACAGGUUGUUACCGUAGAAAUAAAGUUUUCUUUUUGGUGACGAAAAUUUGGGAAGACGUCACAGAAAACUAAAAAUUUACUACAUUUAAAUCCAAAAUAUAAAUCAAGACCUUAUUUUUAUUCCAUUAUCUUCAGCAGUCCAAUGGCUCCUUCUUCAACGUCAAAACACCAUGUUUUCUCCCAUUUCUCCCUUCCUAAAUCCUCAAACAAUAUCACCCAAAUGUCAAGUUGAUCUUCCAAUAAAAGUAAGUGCAAGUUCAUGAAAAUAAAAACCUAUUUUCUCCUAAUAUUGCCCUCGCUAUGGCUAUUAUAAGAUCUCUGGGAAUAUUUUUUAUUUUUUGUGCAAAAUUGUUGAACUUCAUGGAGAAUAUAUUUUUGUUGAUAGCCAAAAUAGGUAUGGGGGAGAGCGGAACCCGCCGGAACUGUCUCAUAAUUCUCGAGGAGGAAACCGGCCAUUUUUUCGUCAAAAAACGCAACAAUUAGCCGGAGGGGGUUUGCGGAAAAUAACUGCGGACCGGGCUCACAUUCGAAGGGAGGUUGUUACAGUAAUAUUCGGGGGUGAUUUUGGGUCAUACUUAUGAAACUUUGACUUUUAAAUCUUUUAAAGUUUGCUUGAUGACAUCUAAAGUAAUAUAAUUUCAGAGCGAACCAACAUCGACUCGAUCGCCCACCUCUUUCUCCAUCGAUGAACUCCUCAAAAACGAAUCGCCCAGCUCUUCGCCUAAGGUAAAACACGUUGCCAAACAGCUCACAUUUAAUUCAAAAAUAUCAUUUCAAUGCAACUAAAAUAAUAUAAUUUCUAGGACCACAAUCCUUUCGACUCCUCGGACUUUAAAGAUUAUACAGUAGAAGAUCUCCAGAUUCUGGAUGGACGUUGUAAACGACGUCAAAUCAUUCCGGAAGAGAGUGAUCAAGGGCCGAACAGACAUAUCUGCUCGGAAUGUGGGAAGGGUUACGCGACGAGCUCUAAUCUGAGUCGACAUAAGCAAACCCAUCGGUCGUUGGACUCGCCGUACGCAAAGCCUUGUAAAUAUUGCGGACGCGUCUAUGUUUCAAACGCUGCCUUAGGGUGAGUUAAAACAUUUAACAUUUUUUACAUGUAUGAUUAUGAUGUGGGCAAAAGUCCAUUGGUUCUACCGAAAUUAAUGUUCCGUAAUGUCCCAGAAACCAAUUUUAUUGCACCUACCACUAGUUAAACCCAUUUUUUAUUUUCAGAAUGCAUCUCCUUACCCACGAUCAACAGCACAAGUGCGAGGAAUGUGGGAAGAUGUUCAGUCGGCGCUGGCUCCUCAAGAACCACAUGCGCUCCCACACGGGACAAAAGCCCUAUCGUUGUGCGCAUUGCGGCAAGGCUUUCGCGGACCGAAGCAACCUCAGGGCACAUAUGCACACCCACACUGGUAUGUUUAUAUAUUCACAGCUUUCAAUAUUUAUAAAAAGCGCAAUCACAGAAGUAAUUAGUCAAAUUAAAAUAGAAAUAGCCAAAGUAAAAGGGCCAUUUGAUUCGAAGGGAAGACUUGACCAUGAGUCAAGUGUUAUCCUCAAGCAAUCUAACCCAGGGGUGGUCAGUGGGCCGGGCCGGCCCGUGACGGGCCGGCCCGGCCCAAACGGGCCGGCCCGGCCCAAACGGGCCGGCCGGGCUCAAAAAUGGAAAAUUACAAACGGGCCGGGCCCGUCACGGGCCGGGCCGGGCCGGGCCGCGGGCCUGGGUUUUUUCCGGCCCGGCCCGGCCCGUCUAAAUUACAAUGCCAAACCGUUGGCAUUCAUUGUUUUCGCGCCGGGAAAAUUAAUUGAUGUUGUUAUAGUUGCUGUUUCUCAAGUUCUAAAACGUUUACAAGUCUAUAGUUCCAUUAUAAUACCACAAAACUAUCACAUUGAUCCUUUACUAGCUAUAUCAACGCCUUUUUUGCCUAAGUUUAGAUCCCAAGCUUGGGCGCAGUUCGCAGAACCCUCUAUAAACGGGCCUGCACGGGCCGGGCCGGGCCGGGCCUGGAAAAAGACUAGACGGGCCGGGCCGGGCCCGUAAUUAGACGGGCCGGGCCGCGGGCCGAAAAUCGGAAAAAUAGGGUCCGCUGACCACCCCUGAUCUAACCGGAUCUGACGGUAUCGACCGUUAUAUCCAUGUCUGCAGUAACCUCCGAACGCUUUACAUAGGGCAGUUUCAUAGAGGGAAAAACAUGACCAUGAGCCAAGUUUUACCCUCGCCUAAAACCUUACCGGAUGCCAGUCGAAAAAGACGACGGGCACAUUGAAUACUUUCCCCAUUGCUACAGUAACCCUAUUCCCGCAUAUUACGACUCAUAACUCAUUCCACAAGUCCAUAACUAAUCUCCUGCCCACUUGAUCAUGGCUUAACAUCAACAAUGUCAAAACUCUUUUUCCUUGUCAUGUCGCGGGGCUUACGCGAGUCAAAACGAUUGUCCUAUUCCGUGUCCGGCAAAUAUUUCAUGCGGCAAUUUCAAAUAGAGAAAUGUCAGAAACGGGCCAGGGGAUUCCGGUAAACGUUGAAUUGUAGACAAAUAAGUGGUGUGUUUGCGGAUGGCAUCGUCGAAACAAGUACAUAGUAUAGUCAGACGGAGAAGUAAAGUAUUCUUAAUACUUUAAGGAAAUUGUAAAUGAUAUUCUUAGGGAAAAGGAAACUUUUAAAGCAGUUUUGAUGACAAAAACACUAAAAGAACCAUGUUUUGGUACAAACACAGUUCGAAACGUAAAUUUAUAGGAAAAUAAACUUGUGUUUUACCAUAAAAUUUCAUUUUCAGGUGAGAAAAAGUACAAAUGCACCAGCUGUAACAAGAAUUUUGCCCUAAAAAGCUACCUCAACAAGCAUCUGGAGCAGGUUUGCGGUCGAAAGAAGACCUCUCCCGACCUCAGUGACUGCGAAACCAUGAGUAAUUUGAAUUCCGUUGACUUCAAAAUGGAUGAAGACGUCAUAGUUGACUAA
Molecule: messenger RNA, 3174 nt
Organism: Bursaphelenchus xylophilus (pine wood nematode)
Lineage: Eukaryota; Metazoa; Nematoda; Chromadorea; Rhabditida; Aphelenchoididae
Source: the annotation of a GenBank genome assembly